Molecule: messenger RNA, 5461 nt
Organism: Culicoides brevitarsis
Lineage: Eukaryota; Metazoa; Arthropoda; Insecta; Diptera; Ceratopogonidae
Product: phospholipid-transporting ATPase ABCA1-like
Exons: 10
Coding region: 321-5213 (1630 amino acids)
Biological process (GO): transmembrane transport; lipid transport
Cellular component (GO): membrane; intracellular membrane-bounded organelle
Molecular function (GO): ABC-type transporter activity; lipid carrier activity; ATP binding
Source: RefSeq, a predicted model, not a curated record
CGUUGUGUGCGAAAAAAAUAGCAAAUUGGGUACACAGAAGGAAAAUUCGUCCUUGACAUGAUUGUAGGAUGUUACUUUAGUGCUCUGGAAAACGUUGACGUGUACGCGUGUGUGUGUGCGAAAAACAGGGCGAGCACAAAAAUUGACAAAAUUUAAAUUUUAAUGGUGAAAAAUCGCAUUUAGAGCACGAGAAAAAUCGUUUUUUGCUGAAAAAUUGUUGAAAAAUGCCCGAAAAUUGCGAGAAAAAAGUGAAAAAUUGUUAAAUUUCUAUUUCUAGUUCCGUAAAUCCCUCCUGUGACUCAACUUACCUGCAAAAAAUCAUGACGCUAUCCAGCUGGGAAAAGUUCUGUCUGCUCUUUUGGAAGAAUUUGGUGCUGCAGAAACGUCGUCCCAUCUCGACACUCGUUGAAAUUGCGAUGCCCUUCCUGCUGGUCUUCCUCAUGAUUUACAUGCGAAGCAAAUCCGUACCUACCGUCUUUCGGGAUCCCGAAUUUUUCAAGCCUGUCACCCUCAACGAGACGCAUUUCAUCACGUAUAACCUGGCGUUCGCACCAAAUACGCGCGACGCGCAACGUCUGAUGAACGUAACACUCACGAAAUUCCUGCGAGUCGGCCCCAAAUCCAUCAAAUCGUUCAUCAGUGGCAUCGAUAUGGAUAAUUUUCUGCGACAAAAUAACGAUUAUGUCGGAAUUGAGAUCGAGUCAGAGUACGAAUUUGAUGCUCCGUAUUAUCUCAACUACUCGGUGCGGUAUCCGUCGGAGCUGAAACGUCAAUCGGGCACGUGGGCGACUGAUAUGCGGUUUCAAUCGCCCAUUUUAGACUAUCCGGAGUCGCCGUACCUGCAAGAGGGAUUUGUCGCGAUCCAACAUGCGCUUUUUCAGGGCUUCAUGGCGCUCAAGGUGAAGGAAGGCCCCCGAAAUUAUGACCUGCAAAUACAAAAAUUUCCCAAACCACCGCAUAUUUUUGAUCCGUUUAUGACUUCGGCGGAAGCGACGUUCCCUCUGAUGAUUGUCGUGGGCUUUUUUUACUCGUGCAUCGUCUUGUUGCAAUUCGUGAUGGUCGAAAAGGAGACUCAGAUGAAGGAAACGAUGAAAGUUAUGGGUGUCGAAUAUAAAUUACAUUGGUACGCAUGGUUCGCCAAAUAUUUCGCAUUUUAUGCCAUCAUUACUUUUGUGAUGAUAAUUUUGAUGAAAAUCAAGUUUUUCCCCGAUAAUCCAGUGACAGUGUUGAAUUACUCAGGAUUUUUGGUUUUAUGGGUGUUUUUAUUGCUGUACUCAGUUGCUGCUAUUUGUUUUACCUUCAUGAUGAGCGUUUUCUUCAGAAAAUCAAACACCGCAGGAGCAAUCGCCGGCUUCAUCUGGUUCUUGUCAUUCUUCCCGUUCAGCAUGAUCCAAGGGAGUUUUGCUACUGUUGGCUUCCUCCGUAAACUUGUGUCAUCUCUUUUUUGCAACAGUGCCGUCGGAAUUGGUUUUAUGUUCAUCAUGCAACGCGAAGGCUCGAUGCAAGGCUUGCAAUGGACCAAUUUAUUCAAGCGCGUGAUCCCCGAUGAGCCAUAUAGUGUCGGCGUCGCUGCUUUAAUGCUCAUUUUUGACAGUUUGCUGUACAUCGGCAUCACGAUUUACGUGGAAAAAGUCCUUCCGGGCGAUUAUGGCAUCCCCAAAAAAUGGAAUUAUAUCUUCAAAAAGUCAUUUUGGCGGAAAAAAGGCAACGCAUCGCCAUCUUGUGAGACUUCCCAAAUCGAAAUCGAGCAUGAAUUGAUCGAACCGGUAUAUGACACAGCAGAUACUGAACCCGGAACGCCUGGAUUAAAAGCUGGGAUUGAAACAAAGAACUUGAGAAAGAGUUAUGGCGCGAAAGCUGUCGUUAAGGGAUUGACAAUGAAGAUGUACGAGAACCAAAUUACAGUUUUGUUAGGACAUAAUGGUGCUGGCAAGACAUCCGUCUUCAAUAUGUUAACGGGAAUGAUCGCUCCAUCUGGCGGGACGGCAAUUUUAAACGGAUUUGACAUCAAAGAAAACCUCGAAGGUGUUCAGAGCUCCUUGGGAAUCUGCCCGCAGCAUAAUGUCCUGUUCGAAAGUUUGACAGUUGGUGAACACAUUCAAUUUUUUGGGCGUUUAAAGGGCGUUCCAGAUACUGAAAUUGACAAAGAAGUCGAAAGAUAUUCGGAUUUGCUGCAAUUAGACCCGAAUAUUCAAGCGAAAAAUUUGAGUGGCGGCAUGAAACGAAAAUUAUCGAUCGGAGUUGCACUUUGUGGCGAUUCAAAAAUUAUUUUGUGUGACGAACCGAGCAGUGGCGUCGAUCCAGCUGCUCGUCGAAUGCUAUGGGACUUACUUACGAAAGCCAAAAGAGGUCGAACGAUUCUCAUUUCGAGCCAUUUCAUGGAUGAAGCUGAUAUUUUGGGAGAUCGCGUCGCAAUUAUGUCUGAUGGAGAGCUUCGAGCUGUUGGUUCUUCGUUUUAUUUGAAGAAGCGUUAUGGUACAGGAUACCAUUUAAUUUGUGUCAAGAGCAAAUAUUGCAACAUCGAGGAAGUAACCAGAUUUUUAUCGAAAUUUGUUCCAAACAUCACAAUCGAAAACGACGUCGGUUCAGAGCUUUCAUACCAACUUCCCGAAAAAUAUAUUCCUGUUUUCCGCGAUAUGCUUGUGGCUUUGGAGCACAAUUCAAAGGACAUUGGAAUCGAUAGUUACGGGAUCAGUUUUGCGACGUUACAAGAAGUUUUCUUGAAAAUCGGGACAGAAAACGCCGACGAAUGGAUGAUGAAACACACAGAUGGGAUGCACGUUCCCAACGGCAAACAUGGUGACGAUGAAUUACUCCCAGAAUUGGUUUACGAGACGGGAAAUCGGUUGCAUUGGUAUCAACUGGAAGCACUUUUCCGCAAGAAAAUCAUCUAUUCAAUCCGGAAUUGGCCGAUAAUUUUGCUGCAAAUCGUCGUUCCGGUGUGUUAUGUCCUUUUCACGCUCAUUGUCUACAAAAGUCUCUUGCGGAUGAGCAUUUUGCCGGGUCUCUUAUUGACGCCGGAUGCCUACGAUCGCUCAACAACACUUUUGGAACGCGAUAAUUUCGAUUACAAUCCCCGAAGUCGCAUCGCCGAGGAAUAUAUUGAUCUGUUUCAGCAGGAUUACGCGACGAGACUCGAUCAAACGGGCCUCGUAAUGUCGGAUUAUUUCUUGAGUGAAGCGGAAGACUUGGAAAAUGAAGUGAAUACACGGUACCUGUUUGGCGCAACUUCCGCCUCUCGCAACAAACAUGUGAUAGCAUGGUACAACCCGAAAGCAAUACACUCGUUGCCGAUCUCCGUGGGUCUCGUGCACAACGCGAUAUUGCAGGGAAAGGAUCCGCGAUUCUUUAUUACGGUGAAAAAUCAUCCGAUUGCGUAUCGACCGAAGGAGAACGAGAGUGUGGAUGAUCUCGCCAAAGAUAUUAGCUUUCAACUGAUACUUAAUCUGGCAUUUGCAAUGAUAUUCGUGUCAGCGUUCUACGUCAUUCCUUAUGUUAAGGAACGAGCGAUAAAAUCAAAAUUACUGCAAUUAAUAUCCGGCGUACGAAUUUACGCGUACUGGAUCGUUUCAUUUAUCUGUGAUUUCAUCGUUUUUGGAAUUGUAAUUUUUGUAGCACUCACCUUGAUAUUCGCCUACCAAGAACCCGGUUGGAAGACAAGUGAGGAAUUUGUACGAUGUCUAAUCGUAUCUUUGGUAUUCAUUUGGGCCAUUUUGCCCAUAACUUACAUCUCAUCUCUCAUUUUCGACGUUCCCGUUGCUGGUUACAGCAAAUUAUGCUCUUUUUAUAUGUACACGAGUAUUUUUCCAUUUGCGCUCGUUUUCUUCUUGGAUGCGCUCAAUUUCAAGGACAUCUCGUCGACAAUCCGCAACAUUUUCAUCGUUGUACCGCAUUUUGCAUUUAGUGACGCCCUCAGUGGCUUGUCGCAGGAACGCAAGGAAGGCGAUUACCGUUGUUUCUCCCGCAAAAAACUCGUGUGCGCCUACAAUUACUUCAGUUGGUCGCGUCCCGGCAUCGGAAAGAAUCUUUUUGCGAUGAUUUUUGUGGGUGCCCUUGCAUUUACGAUUCUGUUCCUCUUGGAAUACCGAAUUUUGCAUCGAUUGUUCCACAAAGGCAAGCAACUUGUGAAACUGAGUGUUCCGCCAGCCGAAGAAGGAAUUGUCGAAACUGACGUUCAGAUCGAAAAAGAUCGCGUUCAGAAAAUGGAUGCCGCGCAAAUUCAAUUUAAUCACUUGUUGUUCACGGAUUUGACGAAAUACUACGGAAAACUCCUCGCCGUCAACCAAUUAAGUCUCGCCGUCGAUCGGAAAGAGUGUUUUGGUGUUUUGGGCACGAAUGGCGCCGGAAAAUCCACUUUAUUGAAGAUGUUGACGGGAGACGAGAUGAUUUCUUUUGGCAAGGGGUACGUGCAAGGAGCGAAUUUGAUGUCGGAUUUGCCGGAAGUUUAUCGAAAAAUUGGAUAUUGUCCCCAAAGUGAUGGAAUUCACGAAGAUUUCACCGCGAAAGAAGUCUUGCAUCAAUUUUGCUUGAUGCGUGGCAUCCCAAAAGACCGUAUCGAGGGUUAUAUUCAUCGAUUGGCAUCGGAAUUCACGUUUAAAGCAGAGUUACAUAAGCAAGUAAAGACUCUCAGCGGCGGUACGAGACGAAAAUUGAGUGCUGCCAUCAGUUUAAUUGGAGGUCCUUCGGUUAUUUUCUUGGAUGAACCAACCACAGGUCUCGAUCCGCUCGCAAAACGCAUGUUAUGGACUGCCAUAUGUAAGAUUCGCGAUCAAGGAAGGACAAUUGUGCUUACAAGUCACAGCAUUGAAGAAGCCGAAUACUUGUGUACGCGAGUUGCCAUCAUGGUUAAUGGCGAAUUCAAGUGUUUGGGGUCAUCUCAACAUCUGAAAAAUAAAUUUUCGCAAGGGUAUAUUAUCACAAUUAAAGGUAGUGACACUCACAUUGCCGCUAUUAAGGAUUGGAUGCAAGAUCGCUUCCAUGGAGCACGCUUAAAGGAAACUUACCAAACACAAGUCACUUACCAUAUUCCCGCGAAAAAUCUCAAGUGGUACGACGUCUUUCAAAUCUUGGAAAACGCGAAAAGAGACACUUGCGUACCGAUUGACGACUAUGCCAUUGGUCAAACCUCCCUGGAACAGGUUUUCCUGAGCUUCAUCAAGAAACAACGCGAAGACGAAGUCAAAGGAUCUCAUUGGAAUCUGAUAAAAAAUUAAAAUUUAAGCUAAAAAAUCGCAUUUUUAUAGAGAGAGACUACAAAAAAAAAACACACAAGUAUUUUUCGAAUGCAUUAUUUUUAGUAAUUUAUUUAUUGAAAUCAUUUUUAUCGUCAUUGUAGUACUUUUUUAGAUUUUACUUAAGGAUAUAAGCAAGAGACUUUUUCUUGUUCAUUGCACAAAAUAUUCUUCUACACGUCAAUUUUUUGGUUAUUUUUGAUCUUUCCUGAAUUGAAAAAGGGAAAAUA